AUGAAAUAACAGCAACAAUACAACUUUAAUAAAAUAAGACAAUUUUAUUUAUUUUUUUUUAAAGUAUAUCACUGCCUGUUUUCAAGAAAUUUAUAAAAUGUUAAAUAAUUUAAUUAAAUAUUGCUUGAUAUUUGUGAUAAUAUUUUUAAGUUUUCAAUACUCUGAAGGUUUACUUCGCAGAUGUUAUCAAUGUCGUUCAAGAGGUGAGUUAGGAAGUUGCAAAGAUCCGUUUAAAUUUAAUUUAACACAAGCUGAAAAAGAACCAGGUAUUGAAGCUAUUCCAUGUGCCUCAGGAUGGUGCGGUAAAGUAAUUGAAGGAGGUGGUUCAUAUUCUGUUGAUGAUUAUGACAUGGCAGUACAAAGAAUGUGUGUUCAAAGAGGUCCAGAUGAUUCAGAAGAUCGUUGUGCAUUUACAACUUAUAAUUAUAAAAAAGUUUAUAUGUGCUUUUGUCAAGGAGAUUUAUGUAAUUCAACUAGUUCAUUAAGUUUUUCAAAAUAUUUGUUUAUUAUUGUUAUAUUUGGAUUUAUUUUUAAAUAUUUUUAUUAAAUUCUAAACUAUAUUUGGAAGGAAUGUAAGUAUAUGCAUAAUAUAUAUAUAUGUGUAUAUAGUAAUUUCAUUAUAAUUUUUUUCUUUCUUAUGUUCUUCAACAAAAUACAAAUAAAAAAAGUAUGUAGGUAUGCUAAAUUUAUAUAAUUCUUUAAAUAAUACAAAAUUU
Condylostylus longicornis is the source of this 716-nucleotide messenger RNA. RefSeq lists its product as uncharacterized. Gene Ontology annotation, biological process: positive regulation of voltage-gated potassium channel activity; sleep; regulation of synaptic transmission, cholinergic. NCBI's taxonomy places the organism in Eukaryota, Metazoa, Arthropoda, Insecta, Diptera, Dolichopodidae. The transcript has 3 exons. The record is from RefSeq and is a predicted model, not a curated record. The coding region runs from base 98 to 547 and encodes 149 amino acids.